Molecule: messenger RNA, 798 nt
Organism: Dothidotthia symphoricarpi CBS 119687
Lineage: Eukaryota; Fungi; Ascomycota; Dothideomycetes; Pleosporales; Dothidotthiaceae
Exons: 3
Coding region: 1-798 (265 amino acids)
Source: RefSeq, a predicted model, not a curated record
AUGGUUCCGCUGUCAAUUUUUGCGCCCUUACAGCAGCUGGGGUCUGCCUACGAAACUUCGAUGGUCACGCCUCCACCUAAAAUCAUAAACGAGACGCCCAAGGAUACCACCACCGACGCCUUUCACGCUACACGCUUAAAGAUCGCGCAACGAAACCAACAUGAUUCUCCACUCCUUGGUCUCCCUGCCGAGCUCAGGAACAAGAUAUACGGAUAUGUCCUAUGUGGAAAAACCAUCGCAUUCGAACUCUUCCGAACAGUGCCAGGAUUUGACGAAAACAACUUCAAUCUCCUUCGGACCUGUCGCCAGAUACAUGCUGAAGCCCAGCUUCUCCCAUACGCCAAGAACACAUUCUUGAUCGGCGACAGAUCUCAGUUCAAACAAUGGCUUCAACAGCGUACUGCCCUUCAGAUUGAUGCCAUCUCUACAAUCCACCUUCGUUUCACGCUUGGAAUCAACAAUUCGUCGGCCGACUAUCGGUGGCGACUCAACCGCACACACAUAUUCACGAAAACCGAUAAGCUCGAAAUGGCUUUCCUCGAGAUCCCUAACCUGAGGAAGAUAAUGAUUGUUGCAAGGAUGAUGGUUGACCCUGAUUGGAAGAGAAUGAACCCCAUCACAUCCAGGCCAGACGCCGAAGAUGUACUUAGGUGCAUAGAGGUCCAAAGCAAGCCUGUGGAAGCGGCUAACCCUGGAGUUCGCAUUGUUGUGGAAAAGACGGAGCAUCGCGAAGAAGUUGAGUUUGGAUCGAGCUACGAGAAUGUCAGGGAUAGGUGGGCCUAUACCAAGGCAAAUUGA